Molecule: messenger RNA, 7419 nt
Organism: Talaromyces marneffei
Lineage: Eukaryota; Fungi; Ascomycota; Eurotiomycetes; Eurotiales; Trichocomaceae
Exons: 2
Coding region: 1-7419 (2472 amino acids)
Biological process (GO): phosphatidylinositol phosphate biosynthetic process
Cellular component (GO): endosome membrane; fungal-type vacuole membrane
Molecular function (GO): ATP binding; metal ion binding; 1-phosphatidylinositol-3-phosphate 5-kinase activity
Source: RefSeq, a predicted model, not a curated record
AUGGCUUCCCAGAAAGUCAACGAACCUCCGAGUCCGUCCGCGUCAUCGAUAUUCUUGCCUCUAGGGAGACGGGGUUCCCGCAGCUCUUUGUCAACCCAAGCCGAACGCGAGACGUUAACAGAGGCACUGGAUCAGAUCCAUUCGGCGGCCUAUCAAUCCGACUCUCUUACGGUCUUCAACGAAUUUGCCAAUCCUCCCACCCCGUUAUCAGCCGUCGAAAACAAUAAUGUGCCGAGUGAUUCGCAGGGCGGACUUAGUGGACUAUAUAGUCGGUUGCGAGCGUCUGUUGGUGGCGCGAAGGAUAGUGGUAGUUCCGGACGACGAGUCGAAGGAGCCUCUACGCCUGUAAUCAACAAACAAACAGGCGGGGAAGAUAAUACGGUAGCCACGAAUGAUGUCCAGGCUUCAAAUCCCAGUUCGGCCCAUGCUUCCAAAACACAGACACCUUCAGUCGGAACUCUGUCACCCGCGACAGAGUCGUUCAACGCAGUCCAAAAUUUCAAAAAUUCCAAGCUCAUGUCAAAACCAAACAGUAUAUCUUCGUCCAAGACAUCACUAUCUUCAACUUCAGCAGUCAAAUCGCCCGUACCACCACCCACUAAAGCAACAGACCCCACAGUUACCGAGUUGAAUGUUAACGUUCCUCAUGAUGGUAGCCGGAACUUUGAAACAAGCAAUGGAACUUCGCCGCUGAGUAUGGAAACGGCCGUCACACAACACAAUGAUCCUUUGCGGUUUAAUGAAAUUGAACAUAUAGAUGGUGUAUCAAGCCGGCGGUCUUACUCGCCUAUACUGACCGCGAAAUUACCCAACGUCCACCGGGAGAGUUCGAAUCCGAAGGACCUGCUCAUCAAGUCAAGUUCCGGAAAUGCCAUGUCAGUAAAUGACAAGUCAGGGCGGGUGUUUGAUCGCCGAGAUCUUACUGAAUUGGACACAUCUGUCGGCUCUGGCUCCCGAAACGUGAAGCAUGCCGGAAACAGUGAUGAGGUUUUCAACACAGCACAGGGAAAUACCGCUACGACUUCUUCAAGCUCUAUUACUGUCGAUGGGUCAACGGCCCCAACAUCUGCGGGUGAUAGCAUACCACACGAGUUAGAUGAUGGCCUACCUACACAUAGUCGGCACCCUUCGAUCACUCAGUCAUCUAUUGUUUCGCUUGAAGACCGCGACGUGAAGAGUCCGGUUCCAUCGAAGCUUUCCAUUGAUAUACCUCAGGAAAAACUUGUCAACAGGGUCAGUACCAGUCGUUUACCGGGAUAUGUCAUGUCCAGAGCAUCAUCUAAUGAAACGGCUACCACCAACUCGGCUCUAAUGGGAUAUACUUUGCAGCAGCCUUACCGUCAACAACCUACUAACAAAGGCACGAGUACUCCAAAUAAUACACUCAAUCAAUUGAGAAGCAAAUUGUUGAGCAGGGAGUUUUGGAUGCGAGAUGAGAAUGCCAAAGACUGUUUCUUGUGCGGAGAACCUUUUACUACUUUUCGUCGAAAGCAUCAUUGCCGGACCUGUGGACAAAUCUUUGACUCAAAAUGUACAUCUCUGCUUCCGGGAGUUUAUUUCGGUCAAGGUAGCUCCGUCAGAGUCUGCAAGCCUUGUGAAGACAUGAUCAACUCGCGCGAAUACGAUUCUUCGGAUUUGUCAGACAUUGAGCAAAGUCCAGUAACAACCCCAAACCCGGGGAAUAUGGACUUUUCGAUCAAUGGAUCACCAGCUAAUGGUGCGAGAGAAGAUGAGGACGAUGCCUCUUCAAUCAGAUCCCAGUCUAUAGAGCAUGUGUUAAAAACACCAACUAUGGCGAUUCCGGCAACACGGCGUGUCAAUGAGAGCGGCAAUCGUCGAUCUGCUGUACUAGAAAUUGGGUCUGAACGACCAUUGACUCGCCCGACAUCUUCUAGGUCGUUGAGAUCAUCUGCAAAUCCAAGUCGUCAUCCAAUGGGCCACAAAAGGCAUCAUUCACGGCAACAGCAUCUUCGUGGUUUCAAACCAUAUCAUGAGGAUCGGGCACCGUUUCAACAACGUCGCCACUUAGAGGAUGCGAAUAAUACAGAUCGACUGCCUGCUUUUCAUCGUGACAAUAUUAUUGACCCAGAUCUCGCUCAAUAUUUAUCGGAUGACGCCUCCAGCGGUGAUGAGCAGCCAAAUUUACUUAGUGUUGCCUCUGACAAUAAUCUAGCCAAGAGCAGCGGUGAACAUGAACGAGCUACCUUUGGCGGUCUACUCGCAGCUGUGAAAAAAGGUCGCUCCCGUUUCAGUGACCGCAGUACCGCAAAUGGUUCAGGACUUAUACGGGAUCCUGAUGAUGCAAGUAUCGGCAGCUCUAAGGCAGUCAAUUUACCACGAAACUCUCGAAGACGAAACCUUAGCAUCGCUAGUAGCAUUCAUCAACGGCCGUCGCCGCGACUAUCUAAAGACAAUCCUCUAAUAUUGCAUGAUCAUCAGACGCCCAGCAACUCCCAGUUUGCUUACCCGUCAUCAACGAGCGGUUUCAAGAUGACGAGAAGCUCAUCUAUGAGGGGAUCUAGUGCUCCGGCGAUCGAACUGAACAGACUGAGUCUGGAACACGUUCGAAGGCUACUUCGACAACUCUUAGAAGAUUCUUCAAUACCGCACGCCAGCAGCUGGGAAACUGCUCUCUUACCUAUCCUACUCAGAGCUACGGAUGAUGUUGACCCUGACGUGCAGCGCGGUGAUGAUAUGGACAUCCGCCAUUACGUGAAGCUCAAGAAAAUUCCCGGAGGACGUCCUGGUGAUACGUCUUAUGUAUCUGGAUUGGUCUUUACAAAAAAUCUAGCCUUGAAGAGCAUGCCACGCAGUAUUCCUCAGCCAAGGAUUCUCAUCAUCACAUUCGCUAUAGAAUAUGCACGUCAUCAACAACAUUUUAUGAGCCUGGAGCCGGUUAUUCGCCAGGAACGAGAAUUUCUCGAGAAUCUCGUUUGCAGGAUCGCGGCACUACAACCAAACUUACUUCUCGUUGAGAAGAGCGUAUCUGGUUUAGCACUCGAGCUCCUCGAGAAGUCGAAUAUUGCCACGGCUUACAAUGUUAAACCCUCCGUGCUAGAAGCUGUUUCGAGGUGCACACAAACGAGGAUAAUUACCUCCAUGGAUAAACUAGUUACAAUACCAACACAUACAGGGCAUUGUGACAGUUUUGAUUUGAAGACUUACGUCUAUGGCGGUAGGAGAAAAACAUACAUGUAUAUCUCUGGCUGUGCUAAAGAACUUGGUUGUACGAUUGUCUUACGUGGUGCGAACGGCGAGGUCUUGUCGAGGGUCAAGCGUAUUACUGAGUUCAUGGUCUACGUUGUCUACAAUCUGAAAUUAGAAACGUGUCUGAUGAGAGACGAAUUCGCAAAAAUUCCUACGGUUGACGAUUUCAGCAAUGGACUUCCAUCUUCUACUGGGGAGAAAUCUGCAACUGCCAAGACUUCUCUUACUUCCGAAAUUGCUACCGUCCCUGAGGAUGCUGGUCAAUCAGACGCGAAAGAGGCUCCUGAAUCGCAGGCAAACAUUGUCCCUGCUACCGUGGAGGUGCCUGAUGAUGUCCCCAUGCCUACUUACUACGAGGACAUGGUUGAGAAACACCAAACCAAAAUACUCUCUGCUUCACCAUGUGUGAAAUUCGAGCCUCCGUAUCCGCUCAUGCGAGCAAGAGAAUUAGAGCGCCGGGUAUCCUAUCUAGCACGCUUGCGCGAUAGAAUCGUUCAGAGCUCGGAUGAGAAAAACAAAUCUCAGAAAUUCGUAUUGAUCACACCUGAGCUCGUUCACCAAAACCCGGACAAUGCGUCGGUCAAAGUAAGAGAAGUUUUACGCGCGGUUCAUGAGGCGGAAUUGGAUAGAGCUAUGCACAAUUAUCUGACACAGAAACGACAAUGGGAAGCCUAUCUUUCAGGAAACUCCAACCUAUUCGAUCCAUACGCUCAUCAGAACAUUGUCGUCCUCUACAGCCUAGUGUGCACCACCACCUCUAUACCAUGCUCAGGCCCCGAUAUCUUCGCGUUGGAUUUCUACAAUGAACACGAAAGUGAUGAUCAAGUGUUUGAGCCCGACUUUACUUUGGGCCAAUACGUGGAAGAUUUGUGUGUGGAGGCCAACUCGGUUUGCACUGCUAACGGAUGCGAGAACCUCAUGCAUGAACAUCACCGACAAUAUGUCCAUGGGGAAGCACAGAUCAGUAUAUUUGUGCAGCCCUAUCCAUCGAAAUUGCGUGGUCUUCAAGACACUAUUCUGAUGUGGAGUUGCUGUAAAAUAUGUGGAAAUGAGACGCAAGUGAUUCCUAUGUCUGCAAACACAUGGAGGUAUUCAUUUGCGAAAUAUCUGGAGUUAUCAUUUUGGAGUAGAAAUCUCCGUGUUCGGGCCGGGGUUUGUCAACAUGACAUUCAUCGCGAUUACUUGCGAUUUUUUGGAUUCAAGGAUAUGGCAUUGCGAAUCCAUUAUGACCCUAUUACCUUGCUUGACAUUAUUGUGCCUCGCACACGGGUGACUUGGAAAGUUGAUAACGACUUACGUCUGCGAAAUGAGGUAUACAACAAGUUCGAACACCGCAUCUCCAAGUUUAUGUUAUCUGUGAAGAACCGAUUAAAGAGCAUACGUGUCGAGAAUAUCAUGCCCGAAAAGGUUGAUGAUUUCAGGAAGGAGAUCGAAGUACUGGUGAAAAAGGCAAACGAUGAUCACAACGAUUUGACAAAGCACUUACAGGAACAAUACAUGAAUUCACGUUAUUGGGAGGUCAUUCCGUUGAACGAGGUUCUUCGUGCUGUUCAAGAAAAGGUUGUCGAAUGGGACACUACUUUUGCAGACUUUGAGAGAAACUUCUUCCCCUCGGAGAAGGAUAUCAGACGCUUGGCCUCGUUACAACUGAAGAAAAUUUUCCUCGACAAGGAUGCCUCGGCCACUUCUCUUACGUCUACCGAAGAGACGCCAACCACCCCAACUGAAAAAGAUCCCUCUGGAAUUGAGGAAGAAGCUGAGCAGCCAAGGUCAAUGCGCCGCAUGACUUUAUCCCCAGAAAAAGCGAAAGAUGUACUUGUUUCUGUUGUUGAAGAGCAUUCCGGAAAGCCUGGGUUGCAGGAUGAAGUCACAGAACCCGCGGACCCUAUUCCUGAUAUUGGACCAGCAACUGUGCCUGACUCAAGCGUGGCCAGCCAAGAAGUAGAACAUCUUGACCUUGCUGUUUCAACAAGUAUGUCAGAGGAUAUUCAACUUGAACGCCAAUCUUCGAUAGAUCUACCUCAAAUAUCACGAGUUGCGACGUCGCCUCCAUAUUCCGGUCGAAUGACGCCAUCUCCAGAACUAAUCAGUCGACCGAGCUCGGGGCUGAACAAAAGACGUCCCACAGAAUUUACAACAAGCCCUAAACAGAUACCUUCAUCGUCUGGCAUUCCCCGACUCACCGAACAGAGCGCCAGGGCUAGUGGAAAAGCAAAAUCUCCCCCCAUGUUCCGAACUCAGUCCCAGCCAUUACAGACAUUGCGAGAAAAGGGAGCCAACGGUUCCAGAAACUUAUUGAAAUUGACGCCUGGUAGCUCGAGCAAAAAACAAAAUCCUCUUCCCAAUCCUUCGGGUCAUGAGAGACCGAAGUUUGGAGAAAAGAAGUUUUCUGAUCGGAUUGGUUUGGCUACUUUAAACAAGAAUAAAACCACCAAUAGUCAUUCCUUCAUUCCUCGCUCAAUCACACCAAAGAACAAGAGUCCCCGUGUCUCAAGUCUAGCGAGACAUUUUGAACAGCUGAGCAGGGAAUUCGAAAAGGAAAGGCAGCGUGAAAGAUUGCAAAGAGCAGCAAAAAGCAAGCACUCGCGGGCAUAUCCCAUCAUAUCUUCCAGAGCGACUGUUGAGGUUUAUAAGAACGUACGAGAAGCUGUGGAAGAGCGAGAACCAUCGGGAGAUGGCGAUGAUCUUAUUUCUGACGCAGGACGAUCGUCAUCAGAGAGCAAAGCCGACAAAAUAAGUGAAGAACCAUCUGAGAGCAAAGCUUCAACGCACAAAGAGCUUGUUCUUGAGAAUCCAACUUCCCCAGAGAACGAGCCGAACACAGUAGCUGAAAAUAUUUCGGAGGCAGAAGAUGUCCAAAGUGAUGAGGAUCAAAGCUUAACACCGACAGAAUCGCCUGAAGAAUCAAUGAAGAUGGAAGAUGAAUUGGAUCUGAAAGAACUUCCCAAGCAUGAACGGAAUACCUUAGUCAAACUGCUGGCUAAUUUCUGGGCGGAACGAUCUGCUAGCGGGUGGCAAGCGCUCGAUUACCCUUUGAAGGUAUCCGAUCACGUAUUCGCAGAUUGCGAUAUCAUCGUUCGUGAAGAUGAGCCCAGUUCUUUGAUAGCAUUCGCUCUAGAUUCUUCGGAUUACAAGAGCAAGCUGGCCAGUAUUCAAGAUCACUACGAUAAAGAAGAAUGGCAACAUGACCAUGCUUCUGGAGUGGAGGCGCGGGACCAGGCUAGGGUAGAGAGCGCUCUUCUACGGCCAACUGGAACUCAUCUCAAGUAUCAAUUUCAAGAAGGCCAGGCAAAGAUGCUGUGCAAGGUAUUCUAUGCCGAACAGUUCGAUGCAUUGCGUAGGAGAUGCGGUGUUGCAGAUCGCAUCGUCGAAUCACUCUCUCGAUGCGCCAAGUGGGAUUCGAAAGGCGGCAAGACAAAGUCAUUAUUUCUCAAGACACUUGAUGACAGAUUCGUUCUCAAAUCACUAUCACAAAUCGAAACGCAAGCGUUCUUGAAAUUUGCUCCUGCCUACUUCCAAAUCAUGUCCGAAGCUCUGUUCCACGAGCUUCCUUCUGCGAUUGCCAAGAUGUUUGGCUUCUAUCAAGUCAUCAUUAAGAACCCAGUCACCGGAGUGGAGUUCAAUUGGUUCCUGCUUCUAAUGGAGAACCUAUUCUACGACCGAGUACCAACACGCAUAUUCGAUCUCAAAGGCUCAAUGCGAAACCGUAAAGUCCAAAGCACCGGUGAACGCGACGAAGUCCUGCUCGACGAAAAUAUGGUCGACUUCAUCUAUGAAACCCCCUUGUUCACUCGCGAACAUUCUAAAAAGCUCCUCAGUCAGAGCGUUUGGAACGAUACGCUAUUCCUUGGUCGACAAAACGUCAUGGAUUACUCGCUGAUGAUUGCAAUCGACGAACCACGCAAGGAACUCGUCGUCGGUAUCAUCGACUGCAUCAGGACGUAUACAUGGGACAAGAAACUCGAAUCCUGGAUCAAGGACCGCGGAUUUGCAGGUGGAGGCAAGAAUAGACCGACUGUGACGAGUCCGAAGGAGUAUAAGAGUCGAUUCCGACAAGCGAUGGCUAGAUAUGUUCUUCAAGCUCCAAACUGCUGGCACGAGUUCCACUCCACAUUUUCAGACAACCGCCGCAUCGAAAACCACCUUUCUCACAUGCAGACACCUCUCGACAUAGAGACCAGCGAUUUGACCAUCCAUACGAAUAGCGAAUAG